Molecule: messenger RNA, 504 nt
Organism: Pelobates cultripes (western spadefoot toad)
Lineage: Eukaryota; Metazoa; Chordata; Amphibia; Anura; Pelobatidae
Source: the annotation of a GenBank genome assembly
AUGUGCUCCACCCUAGCACCGCAGCUGGAGGCCGCAGCCUGGACCCUAGAUAGGGUUCACAGGCUUCCCAGACCAGCCAGAUUCACAGCGGACACUCCUAAGGACGUGAUAGCACGCUUUCACUAUUACACGUCAAAAGAAGCUAUCUUUUCAUCUACAAGGAAAAUGGAACACCUACCAGAACCCUACCAAAAAAUCAGCAUCUACGCCGACAUCUCAGUGACAACCAUGGCCAAGAGGAGAGAGUUUAUUAACAUCACCAAGACCCUGCGAAACCAUCAGGUACCAUACAGAUGGGGCUACCCAACCAAACUGCUGAUAUGGCAUAGAGGCAAAACAGAAGCAAUUCUGGAACCUGAAGCCGGCAUGGCGAAACUUAAAGAAUGGGGCCUCCACCACAACAUGGGUCACCAAUCCCCUCAGAAAACACAGCUGAAAAAGAUGAGAGCUGAAUGGUCCAUGGUGGGCUCCCCUUCGCACCCAAACAUGCAUACCGAGGACUGA